This is a messenger RNA of Tetrapisispora phaffii CBS 4417, 975 nucleotides long. It is a transcript of the gene MRPL4, whose product is annotated as mitochondrial 54S ribosomal protein uL29m. The record is from RefSeq and is a predicted model, not a curated record. The transcript has a single exon. Gene Ontology annotation, molecular function: structural constituent of ribosome. Gene Ontology annotation, cellular component: mitochondrial ribosome; mitochondrial large ribosomal subunit. Gene Ontology annotation, biological process: mitochondrial translation. Bases 1 to 975 code for a protein of 324 amino acids. Lineage: Eukaryota; Fungi; Ascomycota; Saccharomycetes; Saccharomycetales; Saccharomycetaceae.
AUGCUAGCUUUCAAAAGAGGAUUUCACAACACAGUGAAUACUGCUGCAAGAACAAGAUAUACUAAACCGAAGCCUAAACAUGUGCCAAAAGUGAUUGCACCUCCUCCUUCCCAGGUGACCCAUCAUUAUAAUAAUUUGAAGAUUACGGCCCCUGUUCCUCCAGUGGUUCAAAACAUUGUUUGUCCUGAUGACCAUCCACUGUGGCAAUUUUUUGCAGAUAAGAAAUUUAUGAGAUCUCCAUCUGAUGUUGAUUCGACUUCGAGAGCCUGGAGUAUUCCAGAGUUAAGAAGAAAGUCAUUUGACGAUUUGCAUUCGUUAUGGUACAUCUGUUUAAAAGAACGUAAUAUUUUGGCAAGAGAGAAUCACCUUCUAAGGAAUAUUGUCAAUGGUAAUCAAGGCACAUUUGAAGAUGUUUCUGAAAAGAUUAGAACUACUAUGUGGAGAAUAAGACACGUUUUAAGUGAAAGAGACUGGGCAUUCAAGAAUGCCCAACUGGCAUUCGAAAACGAAAGGGCCAAUUUUAUUAAAGAAUUUGAAACAGACUUCUUAAAAAUGACACAAGAGGAAGAUGAAGUAGCCUUUGAAUCUUUAGCGAGAUUUCAAAAAUCUAUUUUUGGAAUUAGUGAGUAUCUUGACGAAAAUGUUGUUGAUAGAACUUUUGUCGAUGGUCUAAAAAUUGUGGCCAACUUAAAACUACAAAAAUUUGCUCCACGUGAAGAAGCCAUUAGGAAAUUCAUUGAUGCCCUGGAAAAUAAUAGAUUAGAUGAUGUAGGUGAAGCAUUCGUUAUAUUUACCGCUGAAAAUGGAGCCAAAGAUGUGAAAGAUGCUUGCGAUGCCGUACUGGAUUUAAGAGACUCUAAUAAUAAAAUUGCUAGAAUUGAUGAAAUAAAUACAGUCAGCCAGUACAUAAAAAGCUUAGCUGAAGUGCAAAAACAACCUGAAGUUGAAAACGAAAAUGAAAGUCAAACAUUCUAA